Molecule: messenger RNA, 1623 nt
Organism: Trematosphaeria pertusa
Lineage: Eukaryota; Fungi; Ascomycota; Dothideomycetes; Pleosporales; Trematosphaeriaceae
Product: MFS general substrate transporter
Exons: 3
Coding region: 1-1623 (540 amino acids)
Biological process (GO): transmembrane transport
Cellular component (GO): membrane
Molecular function (GO): transmembrane transporter activity
Source: RefSeq, a predicted model, not a curated record
AUGGCCGCCCAAGCAUCGUCCCGAGGCUCGCUCGAAGAAGGCGCCCCCCUUCUGUCGCCGAUUGACUCGGAGACGCGCGAAUCGAGUCCCGCUCCGGCGCCCCCGAAGGAGAAGCCGUGGCUCUUCUUCGUCGCCUCCAUCUUCUUGCUCAUCGCCAUCCUCGACGUGGGCGGCUACCUCGCCGAAGCGCCCAAAACGCGCGUCUACGAAGCCAACAUCUGCCUCCGCUACUACGAGACCCACGACCCGUCCAAGAUCAGCGACCAUGGCAGCGUGCCCGAACACCUGUGCAAGCUCGAUGCGGUGCAGCAGAAGAUGGCCAUGGUUUUCGGCUGGCAGGACAUGUUUGACGCAAUCCCGGGGAUCCUGCUGGCAGUGCCCUUUGGCGCCCUCGCCGACAAAUGGGGGAGGAAGUGGAUCUUGGCCCUGAGCCUAAUGGGCGUGCAGCUGGGCUGUGCUUGGAUCCUCUUGAUCUGCUACUUCCGGAGCCUGCCACUGCAGCUGACCUGGUUCUCCUCGGCCUUCUUCGUCAUUGGCGGCGGCCCCAUCGUUGCUACUGCCAUUGCUAUCACCAUGGUCUCGGAUGUGGUUCCUCCCGAGAAGCGGACGGCUAUCUUCCUCUACCUCACGGCCUCGGUGCUGGUCGCCGAGCUGAUAGCUCCCAUCAUGGCUUCUCGCCUCAUGGAACACGGCGACUGGUAUCCGCUCCUCCUGGCCCUCGCCAUCCAGCAGGUCGGCAUCUGCAUGGCCGUGUUCUUGCCUGAGACGCUGCACCUGCGAGAUGUGCCCAAACCCGGCGACGACGACGGCGACGACGACGAGCACGAGCGGAGCAUCGAGAUGCAGAACAAGUCGCAAGACCAUGGCUUCAAAACCCAGCUGCGCCACUUCAAGGAUGCGCUGGUGUUCCUCAAGAGCGAUCUCACAAUUGCGCUCGUCAUCUUCACCUUCCUGUCGAACAGGCUCGGGCGACAAUCGCUGACGCUGCUAAUCCGAUACGCCUCGAAGAGGUACAACUGGGAGAUCAAGAAGGCCGCAUAUCUCCUCUCUUUCCGAGCGGCUACUAAUCUAGUUGCCAUGACCAUCUUCAUCCCCGCAGUCAACAUCCUCCUCCUCAAAUAUGUGCGCCUCCCUGCACACUGGGCUGAUGUUUGGAUAGCUCGUGGGUCCAUAGUGCUCAUGACGCUCGCCUUCCUUGUCAUAGGCCUAGCCGCGCAACCGGCACUUCUAAUCCUGGGGUUACUUGUGUACAAUAUGGGGACCGGGUACGGCGCCGCGUUGCGCUCCAUUGCCAUCCAUGUCGUGGGCGGCCAGUCCAGCCCUGACAUUGGCAAGCUGAUGAGCCUGAUCGCCAUCACAGAGAGCAUCGGGACCAUGUUUGCAGGGCCUCUCCUGAACGAGCUGUUCCAGUGGGGCAUGGACAUGGGGCAGGCAUGGCUCGGACUUCCAUUCCUCGGCACUUGCUUCACGUACGGCCUCAUGACGAUUGUUAUGUUUCUCAUCAGCGUCAAAGACAAAGACGUCGAAUAUGCUGCCGUCGACUCCGACGAGGAUGAAGCUGAUUCUCCCCGGGCAAGCAGCACUGCGCUGGAGCGCCCACCACUACCCCGCCAUACUACCUGA